Messenger RNA from Theobroma cacao (cacao), 653 nucleotides. Lineage: Eukaryota; Viridiplantae; Streptophyta; Magnoliopsida; Malvales; Malvaceae. The record is from RefSeq and is a predicted model, not a curated record.
CAAUUCACCUCUAAUUCGUGUGUGUUUUUUCAGUCUGAUGGUUCAACUGGGAAGGAAACCGAGGUGAUUGACGAACCCUUCUUUGUUGAUUUGUUGGGGGAAGAGAGUGACGAAUAUUGGUUUGUUGGUUUGUUGAUCAAGUUUCUGCACAGCAUAUUCAAGAAGGUUUCUCAACGUGCCAAUAAGGCCUCUCACCUAUUUUACCUGUUGCAAUAUCGCUCCACUCGGGUCUUCUUGUUGGCUACGAUUUCAUUAUCAAAGCUCUUCAUGAGAUGCACAGUGUUUGUGGUUAUCCUACUCUUACGUUUGAUUUGGGCUACUGUUUCGUAUUUCCAAUGAAGUGGGAACAGUUUUAACGUAGGUGAGAGUUCCUUCGAUGCUGCACAACCAUGAACCUAACCUCAUCAUUUGCUAAAGCUAAAGACUAGAGCCAUUUCUUCUAGAUUCUGGAUGGAAUGCUGUAAAAUCCAAAAGUUUGUAUGGAUUUUGAAUUUUAUAUGGAUGUGCUAGUUUUUCCUCUUGUAAAUGUGAUUAGCAAAGUGUAAAUUUGACAAGCAUACUUGUUUAUACUAUUGAUUGAAUGCUUCAUGUACUCUGACCUCACUUGUGUAAGGCUAGAAAGGAAUGCAAAUUGGUGACAUGGCUUGGCUUCA